AUGGACGCGGCCUCUGCCUAUAAAGAGAGGGAAAGGCGAGCAGGGCAUCAGUCGCGGCUGACUCCUCCUAGCAACAAGUCUCUCUCCAUCGAGCGACUGUUGACUGUAGCGAAGAUGGGCGCUGCAAGAUGGAUUCAGGCCGCCAUUAUGGUGGUGGCAGUGGCAGUUUCCGCUGCAGCCAAGGGGGAGCAGGAGGAGGCGGACCUUAGAGUCGGCUUCCUUCAAGGCCCGCAGGAGGUCGACGUUCUCUUGCCAAUGGAGAGCCAACAGGUCUCCGUGGUCGCUGCGACAGACCUUCAGCCUUCCGCCACUGGUUACGGAGGUGGAAAAGGUCACAAGGCCGACAAGGGAUAUAAGGGCUCGUACCACGACAAGGCCGGCUAUAAGGGUCACAAGGGGCAUAAAGCCAACAAGGGCUACAAAGGCAGCCACUACGGCGACCAUGGAAAGGCCCACUACAAGGGAUACAAGGGCAACAACGGCAAGAAGUACAAGGGGCAUCACGACAAGCACAAGUAUUACGGUGAUUCUCACAAAGGCAAAAAGGGCAAGAAAGGUCACCACUACGGAUCCAAGGGUCACCACAACAAAGGUCACAAAGACAAGGGCUUCAAGAACGUCUACCACAAGGAGGAGUACCACCACAACAAGAAGUUCUACGACGACAGCGACAAGAAGAAGUACCACAGCAAAUACGACGACUUCGACGCCUACUUCAAGGGCCACAAGGGCAAGGACUACAAGGGAGGCCACUACAAGGGAGGACAUCACCACGACAAGCACGGCCACAAGGGGCACCACGAGAAGGGCAAGUACCACGAUGACCACAAGGGCCACAAAGGCCACUACGGCGACAAAGGCCACUACGGACACAAGAGUUCCUACGGCAAGAAGGGAGGACACAAGGGGUCGUAUGGCCAUGACGACCACAAGGGAUAUGGCCAUGACGACCACAAGGGAUAUGGCCAUGACGACCACAAAGGAUAUGGCCAUGAUGACCACGGCCAUGGUGGAUAUGGCCAUGAUGACCACGGUCAUGGUGGAUAUGGUCACGACGACCACGGCCAUGGCGGCGGAUAUGGCCACGACGAUCACGGUCAUGGCGGCGGAUAUGGCCACGACGACCACGGCCAUGGCGGCGGAUAUGGCCACGACGACCACGGCCAUGGCGGCGGAUAUGGCCACGACGACCACGGCCAUGGCGGCGGAUAUGGCCACGACGACCACGGCCAUGGCGGCGGAUAUGGCCAUGAUGACCAUGGUCAUGGCGGUGGAUAUGGCCACGACGACCACGGCGGGUACGGUUCUCACUCGAAAAUCAAGCCAGUCGUUGCCUCGCCCGCCCCCGCCAACGGCGCCACAGCGAUUCCUUCCUCAAACCACAAAGUUUCUAGUCAAUCUUUUGAGGAAUUUGGAGAUUUUGCCAAGUUCUCAAAAGUCAGUGCUUGA
This is a messenger RNA of Penaeus indicus, 1449 nucleotides long. RefSeq names its product histidine-rich glycoprotein-like. The record is from RefSeq and is a predicted model, not a curated record. The coding region runs from base 1 to 1449 and encodes 482 amino acids. The transcript is spliced from 6 exons. Lineage: Eukaryota; Metazoa; Arthropoda; Malacostraca; Decapoda; Penaeidae.